AAGGGACACAUCUGUCCUGCCAGUGUCCCAUCUACCAUCCUCCCUCCUCAACACCAUGAAUCAGUCGGUGGCAGUGCAGAUGUCCGUCACUCUCAGUUAAAUGUUAGUGCUACUUGAGCAGAUAUCGCUCGGCUGGCCGAAGAGGAAAAAAAAGAAAGGGGCUGUUAAAGGUGCUGGAAGAUGUCUCUGUGGAUGAUACUGCCUGUCAGCCUGCCAGUGCUGACCAUCACUGGAAUAUGGGUUGUGUACGCCAUGGCCCUGUACAACCAGCAUGUCUGCCCUGUGGAUAACUGGUUGUACAACCAGUCAUGUGAAGAGGACCUGUAUUUGCAGAGUGGGCCAACCUUGUGCUGCACAUUAGACAAUGUACCUCUCAUCAGUAAAUGUGGGACUCUUCCCCCUGAGAGCUGCUUCUUCAGCCUUAUCUGCAGCACGGGAUCGUUCAUGGUUAUGGCGAUAGUGCUGCUCCGCUAUGCCCACGUCAUCGAGAAGCACCAAAACUGUGUCCUCAACACGGCCAGUCUCUCCACAGGCUGGAUCUGUGCCGCUGGUCUCAUCAUGGUGGGCAACUUCCAGGUGGAUAAUGCCAAAGUUCUCCACUAUGUCGGAGCAGGCAUCGCCUUCCCCACCAGUAUGCUGUUUGUGUCCCUGCAGUCAGCGCUGACUUACCGACUGGCCAAGACCCAGGGCGAGUACAACGUGGCCCACCUCCGGCUCUGCAUGACCCUGCUGGCCUUCGUAGCCUUGGUGCUCAGCGGCGUGUUUUUCUGCCAGGAGAGCUUCGUCCUUCAACACGCGUCGGCCAUCUUCGAAUGGGUGUUCUGCGUCAUCGUCAUGCUGUUUUACGGGACAUUUGCCUUCGAGUUCGCCGGCAUGUCAGGAGGUACCAUGGCCGUGCUGGCUAGAGGAGGGGCCCUGGGGCCUGCUGGGAGAGAACACAAGGUGGACGCACUGGGACCAAUGGGAGGGCCCGGCCCACACUCACAGCCUCACCCACACCACCCUGAAAACAUGUCCAUCCUGUAGCCUGCUGGCACAUCUCCAUGCCACACAGUUGGCUUGUUUAUUCCUCUAUAAACUGCGGUUGUUGAAUGAAUUUUAAUUAUUCAUUUCCAGCCACAUUCCUCUGAAGCUUUGAGAUAAUCCAGGCCAGUACCGUCGCUGUUCACGACAGAGUGGAUUCUACUAUUUCGACCACAGGGGUGUCGAUGUGCUGCCACUGUGGAGAGCUCAGAUCAUACUGUGCUCACAUCAGAGCUCGGGGGUUUCCUAAGGACUUGUUUGGCGUUUGCACAUUGCACAAGUGUGAAACCAACAUUUGUCCAACCCAGUCCUGUUUGUAUUUAAUCAAUCAAUUCAAGAUUUGUUCGGUUCCCUUGAAAUCCUGUAUUCUCUAAGUCUCACUUAGUGGCCUUGGAGCAUUUCUACUUGGAGUGUCUGCCUUGAUGCUUUCAUUAUACAUAAAGGCGGCUGCUGGACGGCCGAGCUGACAGUAUUAUAGCUGUGAGACAGACAGAGAGAGAGAGAGAGAGUGCAUAAGAGUUACAGAGAGAGCAAGGUUGCUUUGCCCACAAGAAUGUUGAAAGCAAUAAAUUCAAUGAAACAGUCGAUUAAAUAGAGAGCUUAAUGAAUGUUUUCUUGAGAUAGAGCAGGGCAUCCAUUUGCAUUUAAUCAUUUAAACUUGCAUCAAAAAAUAUUUUAAAAAAAAUUCAAAUGACUGUUCAGUAAAAGACUCCUUCAUUGUAUUAAAUUCAGUAAGUUUGAGCUGCUGUUAGCUGAUUGCUUCGUUUAUUCAGCCUGAAUAUUCUGUCAAACAGACUGUAUGCUGCCUUUCAGCCACAGGCCACAGCUUGAUGUUAAAGAAAGUCGACAUUUUUGAGGAGCCAUGGAAAUGUCUGUUAGUUUUUUUUUUUUUUGGUUUAUACAGAUUUGAAAUAAGCUUCAUCAAGCACUUGAUGUGUGGUUAAAUCCACAAAAGCAUGCCUUACGUUUUGUAGUGUCCAUGGUGCCUCGUGACUUCAAACCUUUACGUCUGACUCUGGACAGCACCCUGUCUCACGCUCUUAUUGUUUACUGGAAGGAAGAUGAAUCAAAUACUAUUCAAAGUUUAAGGUCAACAUAGUACUGUAGAGUUCUGCCAAAGGAAGAGAAUGAUACUGCGUCCAGCAGCCAAAUGUGAGCCAGCUAAUUCAACCCAGAGCUCUGGCUUUAUUGAGUUUAGUGACGAGGCAUCACGCAUGUUCUCAAGUUCUGUGGGUGGAGGGCUGCAUCUCAUUAAUCCUAACAAGGAGAGGCUCAAGCGUUAAUGGGGUCUUUUGGGUUUACUACUUACUAUACUUCUUUGAAACCACACUUUUAAGCUUUUUCUCGGCCGUAUUUUGUAACAAAGGGAAAAGAGAUUUUGAUCAUGCCUGAGGUUCACUGUGCUGCUUCCUUGUGACUUUUCUGCAGAAAAUGCCAAAUACCUGUUUGCCAGAGGCAUUGGUGCUAAAACACAGAAGUCCUUAUGCUGCCAUUUCCCCUGAGUUUAUCUGUGAUGUAGUUGUGAUCUGAAAGCAAUAAGAGGGAGUGAAUGAGCUGGAACAGAAGGUUGCAUGCACACAUGUGAGUGCCAGGAAUAUCAGAGCAGAUAUUUGCCACUACAAAUUGAUUUUGAACACUACAAAGCCCCCUGCUUACACCUACACUGACUUUAGGUUGUUUCAAGUGAGGUUAACCCUUUUGUUUUUCUUUCAGUUGAAACAUUUUCUGUACUCAUUGACUUUCUCUGAAGUUCUAUGAAGUUACAUAACACAGAAUUACUGUUUAAUGUUUAAACCCUGUUCCCCAUCUCAGUACCAUAUUAAGAAACUCUGAGCUCUCUGGUGUGAAACACAUCCUGCAGAGGGUUUACGACAGAAAAAAGUCUCGUUAUUACACCAUCUCAUGGUAAAAAAUACCGCUCUCCUCAUGCCACCACCGGCCACAUGUUUGCUCAGGAUUUUAUUUAGCGCCUGUAUUUUGAGUGAAAGUGGUUUAGUUGCUCAAAAAAAAAAAAAAUUCCAGCUCAGUUUUUGCAGCUCCGUUACAGACGGACUGGAAACUCAAGCUGAAAGCAUGACUAUCUCUGAACAGACUGAAAGGGGAAAAGCUUCCCCAUGCUUGUGUUUGGAAUAAGAUGGAAAGCAACUAUGCUGAUCACCUGCUGCCCUCUGCUGGCCAAACUGCGUGUUGCAGAUUAGAUUAGGGCUGUUGUGGCAGAGUUAACCUCACAGAUGGUUGAUUAAUUGUUGGAAAAUAAUACAGAAAAGGCAAAGUCAGCUGCACGUCGAGGCCUGAUCUACAAAGAAGGUAUAAUGAAGAGCACUUGAAUCCUAGUCUGUGCGUCUGGCUUAAGCUGUGCAGCGAUGUUACAUGGCAUCCCUUUGAAGGAAAACUGGCCUUUUGACACUCGACACACAAUAUGCCUUAAUUUAACCGUACAAAUUCAGUGCAUUUUAAAUGUAAAGCCUAUUGCUGCUUGUGCUGCUCUUUAAAUAAACAUGUUGUCAUUACACAGUAACUGGAAGUAUUUUAGUUUUCUCUCAGUGCAUGUUAAGAAUCUAUGCAAAAUGGGCAUUUCCAAAAGAAUACUACAGAAUCAAAUAUUUAGUUUUAGAAACGUUCUCCCAGCCUGCACGGCUGCUCUCUCUACCUUCUGUCCGUAUUAGUCUGGGUUACUGAUCAGUCUGUACUUUGCUCUCAGGAAAACGUUAUGACACCAGCUGCAUUCGUGGUUUGAUUCAAAGCAGAAUGACCUCCGCUUGCUUCUGCCUUCUGCUGUCUUUGUUUUAAAGGAAUGUGUUCUAUACUCAUGAAGACCUUUCAUGUUUUUGUUUCGUUUUGUGUAGCGUAGGUGCGACUGCCUUUUUCACAGUUGUGGGAUUGAUGGUUAGACAUAAUAUAUCAGAUUAUUUUUGUUAAUCAAGACUCUGUAAAGCUGCAAAUAAUAAACAUUCCUGUAUAUUUGGCUUGUGAGCAUGUGUAUGCGACUCAAACACACACGGUUAAAUAUCUACAAGAUAAAACAUUCAAUCGGUAGAUCAUUGGUGAGCUUUCUGACAAACUGACAAACAUCUGUUCAUUCUCAAAUGCUAAAUGCUAAAUGCUAAAUGCUCCCUAUGUGCCUUAUGUAUUAUUUUGAUAAUGAAAACCAAAGAGGUUUAGGUUGUAAAUUCUAUUUUGAUGAAAAGUCAUAUGAUUGUAUAUAUAUGCCUUAAUGUUCAACAAAUAAAUGUUUUAAGAAAA
This is a messenger RNA of Labrus bergylta (ballan wrasse), 4266 nucleotides long. Its product is annotated as Transmembrane protein 150A-like. The record is from RefSeq and is a predicted model, not a curated record. NCBI's taxonomy places the organism in Eukaryota, Metazoa, Chordata, Actinopteri, Labriformes, Labridae.